GCUCAAGUUUAUAAUCGCGAGAGGGACUUAGACGUGCAGACGUAUAUCACAAUUACUUACAAUAGCUAAGCCUUAUUUUGCCAGCUCCUGCUUACAUAAAAACGUCGACGAAUCAAGCUUUUCAAAUGUGUUCGAACAACCUUAAGUGUAACACAGCGGAAGCUCUGAGACUAACUGCUUGUUGGAUUUUCUUCUUAACAAGUGUACUUGGUGGUGUUGAUUAUUUAAUGUUUGUUCAAGACUGGCCGCCCACAGUGUGUCUUCAUUCUUCAAAAUUCGUCACAUGUGAAGUGCCUUCUAAGAAAAAUAACUGGGUGAUUCAUGGAUUAUGGCCAUCAUCAUAUAACUUACGAAUUCCCAGGUUUUGUAACAGCAGAAAUCACUUUAACCUUACAGAGAUUCAGGGUCUUGUUUCUGAGCUUGAAAAUGAGUGGCCAAAUUUGUAUGUGAGAAGAAAAGCAUCAAGUUUCUGGAAAUAUGAAUGGGAGAAACAUGGGACUUGUGCAGCUGUUAUGCCUUAUUUCAACUCUCAAAAAAAAUACUUUAGUAUGGUACUGAAACUAAAGAUUCAUUAUGACUUGUUUAAAGCAUUUAAAGAAGGUGGAAUUACUCCAAGUAGAGAACAACCAUACAUGUUGGGCAAUAUAACAAACAUACUGAAGACUUGGCUGAAAGCGAAGGUUGUUGUCAAAUGUCAAACUGCAAAGCACUUUGAAUAUCCAGUCCUGCACUCAAUUCGAAUGUGUAUGAACAUGACCUUUAAGUUAAUUGAUUGUCCAGCAUCAGUAGGACAUUGUAAGGCCAACUCAGUUUUGUACCUGCCUAUUGAAACUAUAAAUAGUGUAAAGCUACAGGCAUGAAUCUACUGAAGUUAUUAAGCAUUUAAAAACCUUUUCAGGAAUCUUUAUAUUACACUAUUUGGCAUUGGCCAUAUUGUCAAUGUCUCUAAAAUUUAAAGUAGAAGUUUCUUUUUAAGAUUUGAAUGCUUUAUUUUGUAUUUUAUAUUUUUUACCAGUAGGUAAUUACUUUUAUUUCAUUUUGACUUUCCAAUGUUUGUAAAUGUAUUAUUUGUAUCCAAACUAAACCUUACAAACUUAAAAACUAGUGUAUUUAAUUUCAAUUAGCAUUAUCAAAGCACAUAUUAUGUCCUAUCUAACAAAGUUCAUAUCAUUCAUAAAGCUCAAAAGUUGUUUGAUAUCUUAGUUUAUUUUUGCAAUAGCUCCUUUUGUACAAUUCACUAUAUCUAUAGUUAUUGUGACACAAAACCUGAGUUGGUAUGUCUGUGCAGUGGUGACAUGCCAGUAUACUCAAUAAAAUAAUUGAAACUAAGAAUAAUGCAAUAUAUGUCAUUAAGAUAAAAAAAA
Molecule: messenger RNA, 1364 nt
Organism: Limulus polyphemus (Atlantic horseshoe crab)
Lineage: Eukaryota; Metazoa; Arthropoda; Merostomata; Xiphosura; Limulidae
Product: ribonuclease Oy-like
Exons: 9
Coding region: 126-860 (244 amino acids)
Biological process (GO): RNA catabolic process
Cellular component (GO): extracellular region
Molecular function (GO): RNA binding; ribonuclease T2 activity
Source: RefSeq, a predicted model, not a curated record